AUGCCGAAGACUAAAAUACCGAAAGACCAAAGCCCGGAAGACCAAAAACAAGGUACCGAAAAAACACGGGCCAAAAAGACCAAAGACCGAAAAAAAGGAACCAAAAAACCAAGAACCGGAAGACCAAAAACCAGUUACCGAAAAACCACGGGCCAAAAAGACCAAAAACCGGAAAAAAAGAACCAAAAGACCGAGAGACCGGAAGACCAAAAACCAGUUACCGAAAAACCACGGGCCAAAAAGACCAAAGACCGAAAAAAAAAGAACCAAAAGACCAAGGACCGGAAGACCAAAAAAACAGGUACCGAAAAACCACGGGCCAAAACGACCAAAUACCGAAAAAAAGGACCAAAAGACCAAAAGACCGAGAGACCGAAAGACCAAGCCAUUAACCCGAGGUCCUCCGACGUGCCCAUUUCCCGAUUUCACAUUCGCUGCGGGAGUUCUUCGCCGCCGUCGCUGGAUUCCGCGAAAUCCAUCGACGUUCUGGAGUGA
Messenger RNA from Penaeus chinensis, 495 nucleotides. Its product is annotated as nuclear speckle splicing regulatory protein 1-like. Bases 1 to 495 code for a protein of 164 amino acids. The record is from RefSeq and is a predicted model, not a curated record. NCBI's taxonomy places the organism in Eukaryota, Metazoa, Arthropoda, Malacostraca, Decapoda, Penaeidae. The transcript has a single exon.